UGCUGUGUAAUGCUGAGGGCGUAGCAGGUUUAUGGGAGUUUCUUUUUUAAUCAAACUGAUUGGAGCUCUGCUGGCCUAUAAAAUAUGGGACUGCAGAUGGAGAGGUCAGAAGCAAAGUAUCAAAACUACAGGGUCACUGCUGCCUCUGUGCCCCCAUUUAUAAGUUUAUAUACACUGGGGGGUGGUGGUGCCCACAUGGUUGAAAUUGCAUCGCUGGAUUUGUUGUCCCUCGUCCUCCACAGUGUCCUGUGAAGCCAUGGCCUCCGGUCUUCCCCUCCUCCUGCUGGUCCUGUGCAGUCUGACUGCGGCCGAAGCUUGGCUGAGGUUGUACAACCUGCGGGCCCGCGGUCUUGACUCUGACCCUUUUUCAGCCGCAGAUGGCUACGUUAAGGUGAUCAUCUACGGCUCUGCCCAUCUUGGGACGACAUCCGUCAAACUCAACAACCCAAACCCCUUUUGGACCGAGGAGUUCUCCUACUUCGAUGCCUCGGAGAAUGACAUCCUGAGGCUCGAGGUGUUCGACAGGGACCUCGUCUACGACGACCUGCUGGGAGUCUGCCAGAGACGGAUCAAAGUCGGAACCCAUCAGCACGACUGCUGCCUGGAGGAAGGCGGAACGCUCUAUUACACAUAUACCCUUGGUGGUCAAUAGGCUCGCUUAGAUGUGUGAGAAACAGACUGAAAACAUGCCAAGAUCAUUUUGCAGAAAUAGAAAUAGCGGGAAAGAAAACAAAAGAAAUAGCAGCUGAAAGAGUAGCUUGAAAGGGGCUUUUAUUGAAUUUAGAAAAUAACUAUAAUACCCCUUCUGUAUUCCCCAUAUCUUUGAUCACCCUACUUAUCCUUUUACUUUGAUCACAUGAUCUUUUGAUGUCUCUUUUCUUCGCUGAAUAAAACAUGUUUCAAAUAAUAAUGUCAUUAAGAUAUAUGCCUGUUUUAAAUCUUAAUUUGCCAUUAUUUAAUUUUUGUUUUUAAAUGUUUAGAUGAUUUUUUCCUCUAGUACUUUGAUUCUUUCCUCCAUAGUUAAAAGAGACAAACCUGUUUAUUUGUUCAAAAUGUUUGAAUUACUAAUAAUAUAAAACAACAAUAUAAUAAAACAAAUGGCCUGACA
Messenger RNA from Scophthalmus maximus (turbot), 1108 nucleotides. RefSeq names its product perforin-1. NCBI's taxonomy places the organism in Eukaryota, Metazoa, Chordata, Actinopteri, Pleuronectiformes, Scophthalmidae. The record is from RefSeq and is a predicted model, not a curated record. The coding region runs from base 257 to 652 and encodes 131 amino acids. The transcript is spliced from 2 exons.